Suillus bovinus is the source of this 1127-nucleotide messenger RNA. RefSeq lists its product as uncharacterized. Bases 495 to 809 code for a protein of 104 amino acids. The transcript is spliced from 2 exons. The record is from RefSeq and is a predicted model, not a curated record. NCBI's taxonomy places the organism in Eukaryota, Fungi, Basidiomycota, Agaricomycetes, Boletales, Suillaceae.
CGUUCAGAUCGAUCGUUCAGAGACCAAGACUGGACUCUACUGGCUCUGCGCUAACUGGUACAUCAUUAUCGUGUUUCCUGUUGUCAACACAUGUAAGAAAUCAUUGUUUCCAAACACUGGAGUACAAUGAUCACAGUGGAUUUAGCAUUCCUCUUUAAUCUUCAUCAGUAUCAUCUCCUACCGAGAUCAUAGACAUCGGAUGUGGGAAAGUCAGCUCCAGCGGCCAGUGCUUUGCCAACUCACACUUUGCUUUACCUCUUCCGACCCUAGCGUAUCAGCAGCGACGCGACUUCAACCGCACUCUAUCCGGAUGAUCUCAACCUCUACCCAAUGCGCAUCACCAGCCUCAAUAUCUCAUCUCACGCACUUGCAUCCGCGAUCGAAGACACCUCCGCCGCCGCCGCAAAUGCAUCAUACGUGCGAUAGGAACCACUCGAAGUAAACAUCUGGCACGGUGGGCUCGAGAUCUUCAGCCCAGCUUUUGUCGAUGCAGAAUGUAUCGUUGGCACAGAGGUGUAUGUCAAUCAUCGAUUUUUUUUCUGGUACUUUUCAUUUCAAGCGUCCAACGUCUCCCAAAAGUGAUUCUUGCUGACUUCGCCCUCACUUUUCGCGUUUCGGUCACGGGACCCGCGGUUGCGUACGCACGCUUGUACUUAGUCAAGAUCUUGAACGUGUACGUGACGAUCCCGUCGUACAGCUUCAACGCGCGUUUCCACCCUCCUGGCUUGAUGAACACCGUCACUGGCUUCCCCGAUUUUACGAAAUGCACAGACAGAAUGUUCAGGUACCACGACCACAAAUUUGAAUGACGGUCGAGGAGUUCCAGUAGUGGUGUGCUGGCAUUGAGCAGGAAUGGGCAUAUGACGUGGAUACGACGAUUAUUGGCUGUGCACAGGAGAAAGAUAAGUGGAGCGGAGAUGAAGAGCUAGGCGGUGCGAGCCAGGUUGCGGUCUUUAAGUGUCUUGAAGGCGAUGCUUGGACUACGACGCGCGAAGAAAAGAGUACCCAGGUGAAAGAAAGGUCAAAAAGCCAAAAGGAGCAUCGUCUAUUGAAAACACACCGCUACGAUGCGCUCACUUGCCUUGAGCUUUAAGUGUCGCUUAUAUUUUUACUCUCAUGCCCAGUUA